UACCAACCUCACGUCUCAAAGUUUGAAUUGAAAUCUCUUGUUGAUGACGACGUUUUGUUUUGUUUGCACCUGUUCACCUGUCCAUAGUAUGAAGUUGUGAUGUAUUUUGGACUUGCUAAUAUAAACAAAUAGUUGAAAAACAAAAUAUUAUAAAUAUUUUUAAUUGAAAUAUCUUUCAGAAUGUUUAUUUAUAUGAGCAAGAAGAUUGCCAUACCCAAGCAAUCUAAUGUAACCUGCAUAUCAUGGAACCAUUCAUCCGGUUACAUUGCUGUUGGUGGAGAAGAUGGCAUGUUAAAAGUCCUCAAAUUGGAAUCUGGAGGUGGAGGGAAUCUAUCAAUGAAUCUAAGCUUAGAAGGACACACAGGACAAGUGUGUGUUGCUAUAUGGAAUGAAGUAUUUCAAAAAUUAACCACUAGUGAUGAACAUGGAGUUAUUAUUGUCUGGAUGCUAUAUAAGGGAUCUUGGUAUGAAGAGAUGAUAAAUAACAGAAACAAAUCAACUGUGAGGAGUAUGGCUUGGGGUUCUGAUGGACAAAAAAUAUGCAUAGCUUAUGAGGAUGGGGCUGUUAUCGUUGGUUCAGUGGAUGGUUCGCGGGUUUGGGGUAAGGACAUCAAAGGGCCAGGAUUAGCUGCAGUACAGUGGUCACCUGAUAAUUCACAGUUGCUGUUUGCUCUGACCAAUGGAGAACUGCACAUUUAUGACGACCAAGGAAAUUUUACAAUGCCAGUAGCCAUAAAUGGCGUGUCGGGAUCUAUGGACAUAGUCACGAUGGAUUGGUAUUCCGGUAGCGCUCCAGCUAAUCGACCAGUGCUGGCCAUAUCGUACAAGAGUGGUAUAAUAUUAUUAAUGAAGAAUUGUAAUGAGGAAGAUAGCGUGGUGGUAGAAUCAAACAUGUCAAUAAUAGAUUGCCACUGGAACCAUAACGGCACCAUUCUUGCUGCUGCCGGCUUUACUUCGGACAAGACGAAUGUGGUGCAAUUCUUUAGUGCAUACGGAGAGAAAUAUCCUAUACUUAUUUUUAGCUAAAUCGGUGAAUAUGCCAGUGGUUUACGUGACUAUCAACAGCAAGGCGAUCGUUGUGGCUGCUUCGAAGGAAUCAUUCCUUAUAUGGAAGUUCUCUACACCGACCAGACCUCGUGCCACGGAACAGUUGUACCAGGCGGACGGGUCGCCCGUGUCGAGUAGCGACACCGGUUUCCAGGACGACACAAUUUGCUGCAUCGCAAGCUCAGACACACAUCUUUUGAUCGGAAGAGAUUCUGGCUCUAUUUUGCUGUUUUCUCUAGUCAAUUUUAAGAAAAUCACUUCGAUAAACAUGAAUUCCCGCCCCUAUAGGUUGGGGCUCAACUCUAAUUCUAGCAAGUUUUACGUGAUUGACCAGCCUGGCUCGCUGUACUUGCUGGAGACAGACAUGGCCAACAACAUAAGUAUAGGCCAAGCGUUGCGCAAGGACGUGUGGAGUGCACUAUGGGCCACUGACAACCCGCAGAUGUUGGCCGUGGCUGAGAAAGCGAGGCUCUACGUCAUGAGGGACACUGAACCAGAGGAACCUCUCACUAUGCAGGGAUACUUGUGCAAGUUUAAGGAAUUGGAAAUUACGUCAGCACUUUUGGACAAUGUGGACGAUAAAUGUACACCUCAACAUAUUGUGAAGGUGGAAGUUAAGUCUCUGAGAGAUACGCGACAGCUUAUUGAAAAAGUGGGGCUCAAGGAAGCAGAGAACUUUAUUAAAGAUAACCCACACCCCCAACUGUGGUCUAGUGCACUGGAGUAUUACACCAUGUCAAACAAUACUGAAGGUCUGAAGAAAUGUUAUAUGGCACUUGAGGAUAACGAGUCUCUGUCUAAAUUAUUUACCACGUCACCGAGAAAGUUAGCUAAUUUGGAGGCUUCGAAGAAGGCAUCACCUUUGAAGAUUAAGAAGCUUUAUGUUCUAGCUGGUCAUUUGUACAGCCAAAGCUCAGUCGACGGCAGUCGCGGCCGCGAGGCGGCGCGGUGCUGGCGCGGGGCGCGCGCGGCGCACUGGGCGGCGGCGGGCGCGGCGCGGGCGCGGGCGCGGCCCGUCCGCCCCGAGCCGGCCGCGCGCGCCGCCGCGCGACUCAUGCAACAUCACACGGCGCUGCAUCCCGCCAUGCACACACAGGUCGAAUGCUAUGUCGUCUGGUGUACGAUAGCAUCAAUAGCGAUUCAAACCCGAGCAUUCGAGCUAUGUUCGAAGGCUUUAAUUAAACUAGAAGCUCAAGAUCCUGAAACAUUUGAAAAUUUGGCUAUAGAAAUAUUUACAAGAUACAAGCCCAAAAACACAAAGGGAAACAAAAUUGAAUGUCCGAAUUGCGAUUGCAGCAUGCCUGAAUGGUCGGCGUCGUGUCCGCGCUGCAGCAGCGAGUUCCCCGAGUGCGCGGUGUCGGGGCGCGGGCUGGGCGCCGGCCAGGCCGUGUGGACCUGCGCCAUCUGCGCCGCGCAUGCGCAGCACCACGAGCUAGUGCUGCGACACUCCUGCCCCAUGUGCCAUGCCCAACUCACGUAGACCACUCAUACUUGGAAUCCAUUUUUGGCAAUAAUAAGAAGACAAAUCUCUACUCCAUAGUACUAAUAUUGUUUGUUUUUUAGUUCCUACCAGCAUAAGUUUUACAAGAUGUGUUAUUUUGUUGCUCUAACUCAUCAUCAUAAUGACCGAACAAUCUUUCUAUCUGACUAGGAACUGCUAGCAAUUAGAACUUUCGAAGUGAGCUGGAUCGAUCGAUUAUCGAUUCUCGCACGUCAUUGGUCGAGAUUAUAGGCACGCAUAUGGCGGACUGCGAUCGAGGUCACAUCGAUAUUCGAAUUGGAAGUUACAGAAUAACCUAGCUAAUGUCGAACACUGUCAGGCCUUAAAUCAAUAGUUUUAAAUUAAAUGUGAAUUAAACUUUCUAAGGCGAGGUACUUCGGCGACUAUCCAGUUUGAGAUUCCGAAAUCAGGCACGGUUAUGAGUCGCAAUCUACACUAGUUCGGCAAGUACUGAUAAUUAUGAUAUUCUAUUAUAGUAAGAAUAAACUUAAAAUAGAUAAGAAUCCCUAUGAAAGCAACUACCCACUGGUAGAACGUGUUUAUUGUUAACCGAUUCGUUGCGACGCCCAUUUUGGUGCACUUUUAUGCGUGGCGACGAACAAAUAUUUCGUGACACGACAGUCGUGUCAAGCGCCAGAUCAGUUGAUGACACGCCUAUUGUGGCAUCAGCCAUGUACAGAAAAAAAUGCUCUUUUUUUGUUUACC
Messenger RNA from Spodoptera littoralis (African cotton leafworm), 3253 nucleotides. The record is from the annotation of a GenBank genome assembly. NCBI's taxonomy places the organism in Eukaryota, Metazoa, Arthropoda, Insecta, Lepidoptera, Noctuidae.